GUGAAAUCCCACACACACACACCACAAGCAAUGCCACCAUCGUCGUGCCACGUCGUCUGCAACUCCACGCAAUGGAACGACCCGAUCCCGUUCUCGCUCCCGUCCGACCUGCACGCCCUCGAAUCGAUCUUGGAAGACCCGGAACUCAUCUGGUUCCUCGACGAUCAAGACGCAAUCACGCGUCCCCUCGUAGGUCCCCCCGCGGCGGCGGCACCCCAACAGCCGCCCCGCUGCCCCACACGCACGCACAUGUCGUCGUCUAGUCUGCCGGCGUACGCGUUUCCCCUGGCCGUUCAACGAUCCGUGAGUGCAUCGAGUUAUAGCACCGCCGACACGGACGGCGACGAUGACUUGACCUGCGACUCGUACAACUCGCGACGGAAGCUGUGCGCGAUGGCCGGGUGCGGUCGCAACGUCCGGUCCAAAGGGUUUUGCAAAUCCCACGGCGGCGGCAAGCAGUGCAUGAUGGCCGACUGCCAGAAAGAAGCUCAGAACGGCAACUAUUGCAUUGGACACGGGGGCGGCAAGUGCUGCAAAGUGUUCAACUGCUCCAACGCAGCACAGUCGCAAGGCCUGUGCAAAGCCCACGGCGGCGGCGCUCGCUGCAAGUUUGACCACUGCGACCGCAGCAGCCAAGGCGGCGGGUUCUGCCGGUCUCACGGCGGUGGCAAGCGGUGCGACGAACCUGGGUGCACAAAAGGCGCGCAGCGCGGCAACAAGUGUGCCAAGCACGGCGGAUGCAGGACGUGCACCGUCGGCGACUGCGUACGCACAGACCGCGGCGGCGGGCUGUGCGAACUGCAUCGAAAGGACAAACUGUGCAUUGCCCACGGGUGCAAGCGACUGCGAAAGAGCAUGGACAUGUGCACGCCCCACGUCCGAGAGUGGCGGGCGUUCCAUGGCGACCUUAUCAAGCUCGAGCCGACGCUUGUGCUCUAGCUCGACAUCUCCUGGAUAUCCCACACACGCUGCAGUGUGUAACUAAUAUUAUAAGUUUUCAACCACGAAAAUCG
Molecule: messenger RNA, 1013 nt
Organism: Aphanomyces invadans
Lineage: Eukaryota; Oomycota; Saprolegniomycetes; Saprolegniales; Verrucalvaceae
Exons: 1
Coding region: 31-939 (302 amino acids)
Source: RefSeq, a predicted model, not a curated record